This is a messenger RNA of Penicillium chermesinum, 522 nucleotides long. Its product is annotated as V-type proton ATPase proteolipid subunit. The transcript is spliced from 7 exons. Bases 1 to 522 code for a protein of 173 amino acids. Gene Ontology annotation, molecular function: proton-transporting ATPase activity, rotational mechanism. Gene Ontology annotation, cellular component: proton-transporting V-type ATPase, V0 domain. The record is from RefSeq and is a predicted model, not a curated record. Lineage: Eukaryota; Fungi; Ascomycota; Eurotiomycetes; Eurotiales; Aspergillaceae. Gene Ontology annotation, biological process: proton transmembrane transport.
AUGGCUGACAGCUCGUAUGCCCCUAAGUUUGCGGUGUUCUUCUCCUUCGCCGGCAUUGCCUCCGCACUCCCCAACCACAUGGCUCUAGAACGAAAUGGGCGACUUGUAGCUUACAGCUUCAUAGGUGCAGGAGCCGCAUAUGGCACAGCGAAAUCAGGAAUUGGUAUCGCAGGUGUGGGACAGUUCCGAUCAGACUUGAUCAUGAAGUCUCUCAUUCCUGUCGUCAUGUCCGGUAUUAUCGCUGUGUACGGCCUUGUCAUCUCUGUCCUCAUCGCCCAGGCUUGCAGUCCCGAAAAUACCCCGAGUCUAUACACGGGAUUCACUCAUCUUGCAGCUGGACUGUCAGUCGGUCUGACUGGUGUAGCAGCAGGCUACUCGAUUGGAGUUGUGGGCGAUGCGGGUGUUCGAGCAUACAUGCAACAGUCUCGCGUCUAUGUGGGCAUGAUUCUCAUUCUCAUUUUUGGUGAGGUUCUGGGGCUUUAUGGCUUAAUUGUCGGCUUAAUCUUAAACUCGAAGUCUUGA